Molecule: messenger RNA, 1581 nt
Organism: Heterotrigona itama
Lineage: Eukaryota; Metazoa; Arthropoda; Insecta; Hymenoptera; Apidae
Source: the annotation of a GenBank genome assembly
CGGGAAUCGCCAUCUUGUGAACCACAUGACCUCGUUGCCGUGUCCCGUGACCAGCUCACGUGAAUUUUGACAAAUUCAAACGUUUUUGGUAGAAAAAAAAUGGAUAUUUUGGAGCAGCAUCUCGAACAGCAGGAUGUCAGGAGAACCUGUUGGGGAAGAUGGAAUGCGUUACCAAGAAGCUCUUGCAUAUAGAGUAGUUCAAGUAAAUGGCACCACUGCUGGCAAUGAGAUAGAACUGCCAGUUACUCAACCAGGAAGUAAUACUGUACAGGUUCUAACAUCUCCGUUAAAUGGCCAGUUCUAUGUUAUUGGAAAUGCCAACGAUGUUUUCACUACUGCUCAGACAUCUAGAUCAUUGGUUCCCAGGACCACUACUCUACAAAUAGAGACACCAAGAAAUUGUACUACUGUUUUAAAAAAGAGAGAUGACAGAAGACGAGCCACUCACAAUGAAGUUGAACGUCGACGAAGAGAUAAAAUAAACAAUUGGAUUGCAAAAUUGGGAAAAAUUAUUCCCGAGUGCAAUGCAGGUGCAAAUGGUAGCAGCGGCAGUGGCAGUGGUGAAGGAAAGGCAAAUUAUGAAACUCAGAGUAAAGGUGGAAUUUUAUCAAAGGCCUGUGAAUAUAUAACGGAAUUAAGAACAGCCAAUCAAGGACUGGGUCAAUGCUUACGCGAUAAUGAAAAACUGCGGCAAGAAAUAACUGCUUUGAAACAACUCGUAACACAAUUAAAACGCGAGAAUCUUCAGCUCAGGUCACAAAUAUCAUCCUCCACUGGAACGAAUGUUGAUAUCGUUCAUUUGAGUCCUUAAAAAAUUAUUAGUUUUUAAUGCUAUGCUUCUUUUGUAAAUAUUAGGAUAUACAGUUUGAUCGCAUAGUGGUCAGAAGUAUUUACUCUUAUAAUUUUUGGUUUUAUAGAAAUUACACCAAAUUUCAUGUUAAAAUUUUGUUGUUUGGGAUAUUGCACGGUCCUAAUGGUAUGGUCAUGUAUACUUCUGCCUCUAACAAAUAAUCUUACUUAUAUCUAAAUUAUACAUUUUUCUUUGAUGUUUAACAAAUUGCUUCAAAUUUAAUAUUUAAAUACGUUGAACUAUUAAGACCUCGAUUGUAUAUUCAUGAACAUACCAUGGAUAACAUUUGCUAAUUAUUAAAUGCUGGUGAAGUUGUGACUAUUCUUUGUAGGGUUUACGAACAAAGAAAUUUAUUUUUAUGUAUGUAUGUGUACUGAAUUGAAUUACCUCGUGUACGUUGAACGAGCCAAGGCUGUGAAUAUUGAGCAUUGAUUUGGAACUUUCGAAUAUAAUUUUAAACAAUAUAACCACAGUUAAUUUCAAAAUUGAAACAGAAAGAACAUUUAGUUGUAAUAUAAACAAAAAGAAUGCGAUGAAAAUUAUACAUAUAUGACAAUUACAUCUUUACAAAAAUCGUUAAAUAUUUUUUAUUUUUAAUAAUGUUUUAACAAAUGUAGAGUAGGUACUUCGUAAAAAAAAAGAUCUAGAAACUGAGAAUGUAAUAUAGAUUAAUCGUACACGUAUUGAUAUGUAUGUAUAUUUAUACAUAUACAUAUAUACAUACAUAUGUA